This is a messenger RNA of Hevea brasiliensis (rubber tree), 2494 nucleotides long. Its product is annotated as zinc finger CCCH domain-containing protein 32. The record is from RefSeq and is a predicted model, not a curated record. The coding region runs from base 327 to 1751 and encodes 474 amino acids. Gene Ontology annotation, molecular function: mRNA binding; metal ion binding. Lineage: Eukaryota; Viridiplantae; Streptophyta; Magnoliopsida; Malpighiales; Euphorbiaceae. The transcript has 7 exons.
AAACAAAAUGAUGCAGACAAAAUAAAUAAAUAAAGGAAAUUCAGGAAGAGAAAAUAAAGAAAAACUUAUUGUCUGACCGUACAAUCUUGAGAGAGAGAGAGAGAGAAAGAGAAGGGGUUGGAGAGAGAAAGCACAGGCUCUCCAUUACUGUUUGAAACAUCUACAAAAUCAAAUCGCUUCAUCGCUUAGACUAGUGUAUUGUCUUCACUCGAUCCAGCUCUUCUGAUCCUUCUAGAACAUUCUGUAACAGUUUCCGUAGAAACGUUUCCUUCUUUGUUUCCUGUAAAGUGUACAGAAUCCUCUCCCUCAAAAGAAACCCCGUUUCGAUGGAGCUCUACGGCCGGAACCACGCAAGGAAUGGGUCGCAAUCGGGUCAACAACCCGAAUGGAGCCCCGUGAGAGGCGAAACCGGGUUAGAAGAAUCGAUGUGGCGAUUGGGGCUAGCCAGCAGUGAAUUAUAUCCGGAGCGGCCCGGCGUGCCCGACUGUGUGUAUUAUAUGCGAACAGGGUUUUGUGGAUAUGGUGGUAGGUGCCGCUAUAAUCACCCUCGCAAUCGCGCUGCGGUUGAGGCAGCUGUAAGAGCUACCGGGGAGUACCCAGAACGUGUAGGGGAACCACCUUGUCAGUUUUAUUUGAAGACUGGAACCUGUAAAUUUGGAGCAUCUUGCAAGUUCCAUCAUCCGAAGCAUGGAGGUGGAUCCUUGAGCCAUUUUCCACUAAAUACACAUGGAUACCCAUUACGACUGGGUGAAAAAGAAUGCUCCUACUAUUUGAAAACGGGGCAGUGCAAAUUUGGUAUAACUUGUAAAUUCCAUCAUCCUCAACCAGCUGGCACAUCACUGCCAGAAUCUGCACCCCAUUUUUAUCAGCCGGUGCAGUCACCUUCAAUUACUAUACCUGACCAAUAUGGAGGGGGAUCCACCAGCUUGAGGGUGAGGCCUCCAGUGUUACCUGGUUCAUAUGUGCAAGGGGCUUAUGGUCCUGUGUUGUUUUCCCCUGGAGUGGUUCCUAUUCCGGGUUGGAGUCCUUAUUCGGCACCUGUAAGUCCUGUUCUGUCUCCUGGUGCACAGCCUGCAGUUGGGGCAACUUCUCUGUAUGGUGUAACACAAUUAUCUUCUUCAGCACCUGCACUUGCCGGACCUUACGCAUCGCCCUCUUCUGUUGCUGGCCUUUCAAGUGGUACUAAGGAACAAGCUUUUCCAGAGAGACCUGGCGAACCUGAGUGCCAGUACUAUUUGAGGACUGGAGACUGUAAAUUUGGAUCAUCUUGUAGAUAUCAUCAUCCUCGGGAUCGGGUUGUGCCAAGAACAAAUUGUGUCCUAAGCCCACUUGGCCUUCCUUUACGUCCAGGAGUGCAACCUUGUGCCUUCUACUUGCAAAAUGGGAACUGCAAAUUUGGGGCCACGUGCAAAUUUGAUCACCCAAUGGCAACAGUGAGAUAUAGUCCAUCAACAUCAUCUCUUAUUGAUAUGCCAGUUUCUCCGUAUCCAGUUGGGUCUUUGCUUGCUACUUUGGUCCCUUCAUCGUCUUCUGCUGAAUUGCGACCUGAACUUAUUGGAGUGACCAAAAAGGAUCCUUAUUUGAGCAGAAUUCCUUCUUCUGGAAAUACAUCAAGCAAUUCAGUUGGGUUGAUUUUUUCCCAGACUGGGUCUUUACCACUUCCUGAGUUGCAACAUUCAAUUCAGAGUUCCGUUCCUUUAGCCGGUGGCAGAAGUACAAGACAAGGUGGCGAGGUUCGUCAUUCAAGUUGAUGUAAAACCCUAAAGUCAUCGUUCACUAUCUAGCGCAUGCGAUUCAUUGGUCUUCAUAUGAUUUUCUGUUUACAGAGCUCCGUAAGUUGUAACUUGUCCGGAAGUUUCAUUGCUCCAUGUAAAGGUCUACCAUCCAAUCUGGUUUAAGCUCAUAGUAGGACUGAUAGUCUUUAUGCUCAUAUCAUCUAUCUAAAGCCAUUGAUAUUAUCUGAAAUAAGCUUCAGUAGCAAUCACUGUAUGAACUUCUUCGCAAAGCAUCAAAAUAAUUUCAGUUUACGAGGCCAGCCUACACCUUCUCUUGUACUGGGCCUUCUGUAUACUUGAUUCUGAUCAUUUUUGUGAUGGAAAGAAUUAGUCAACCCCCUCACUUAUUAGUCAGCCCCGUCUCUGUCCCUCUCUCUCGCACUCUCUCCCCUGAAAAUUUGGGACAAACUUCCAGUUUUGUAAUUUCUGAGCUUACUAUCUGAUUUCACAAGUGUCAGAAGGUGUUUAUUUUGCCCCCUUUUCGAGGGCAUUUAUGGAGAACGUUUUGAAGACUACAAGUAUGCAUGUGAUUGAAGCAAUACUUUGACACCGAGUUGUCAUCCACUGUGAAGCUCUUCAUGUUUAGUGUAAGGUUGGAGAUGUCUUUUGAAUGUAAAAUACCUUUAUUUGUCUGCAUUAUUUUGAAUUAUUAUAUGAGAUGUUGUCGAAACUUUUGAAUUGCCUUCUUUAUAAAUAUGUCCAAGAUUGCUUUGGGGUUU